Messenger RNA from Magallana angulata, 1148 nucleotides. RefSeq lists its product as uncharacterized. Lineage: Eukaryota; Metazoa; Mollusca; Bivalvia; Ostreida; Ostreidae. The record is from RefSeq and is a predicted model, not a curated record. The transcript is spliced from 13 exons. The coding region runs from base 52 to 1032 and encodes 326 amino acids.
CUCCAAAAUCGUUACCAUUGCCUUUACAACUUAGAGGACGCCUAAAUUAAGAUGAAGUGUUUAAUCAUAUUUCUGUUACCCGUUGCCUUUGCUGCCUCAGUGGAACAGAAGAGGCUCGUGUUUGACACACUCCUGAACGGCCAAGAAGCUAGAAAUGUUAUCGAUCAACUGGUGGUAUUCUUAUCAUCUGACAACAGCGAGGCCAAAUGUGAAUCUGAAUGUCAUACCGUAAUUGCAAACCCCCAGUCUACAAUCCAACAUUUGUGUCCUUUUAUGUGCCACCUCGCUCAGCAGACUAUUAGUGGACUUCAUCACACCAAACGACUUGUUUUUGACACUUUCCUCAAUGGGGAGGAGGGGAGACGCCUUAUUGAUCAACUAGUGGAACAGCUCGGAACUGACGAUAACUAUGCAAAAUGCGAACAGGAAUGUCACGUGUUGAUUCGGAAUCAGCAGUCCGUGAUGCAGCAUCUCUGUCCCUUCACGUGUCACUUGGCAAUCGACGCUAUUAAGAAUCUACAUAGCCCAUCAUCGAACCCUGCAGGAACUGGAGCAGUAGCAAAACGUCUGGUCUUAGGAAAUUUCAUAAACACGGAAGAAACAUCUAGGAUCAUUGACCAACUCGUGGCUACUCUCGGGGCUGACGAAUCUGAACAGGCCUGUGAGACCCAUUGUCACACCUUAAUCAAAAGCUCUACAUCAGUCUUCCAGCACAUGUGUCCCUUCCUCUGCCACUCGGCCCAGGCUGUUAUCAACAGCUUUGGCCAUCACUCCACUACACCGCCACCAGCACCAGGAAAUCCAGCCAAAAGAGUCCUUCUCGACACUUUGUUGAACAACCAAGAAGUUACAAACAUUGUCGACCAGCUUGCAGCCAUGCUUACUUCUGGUACAGCGUAUGGCGCCUGUGAAAAGGAAUGCCAUGUUUUGAUCAGAGAUCAAACAUCUGUUGUCCAGCAUCUGUGCCCCUUCCUGUGUCACUCAGCUCAGGCACUUUUAGGAAAUUUACACCAUACAACAGUAGCUGCAUAAAAAUAUCGAAAACAGUUGGUAAUCCCAGAAAGUGCCCAUUCUGUGAAUGUAAAUGAAAAACAUCCAAAUAUGAGAUCUAUUGAAUCUACAAAAUAAAAAAAAUCAUGUCCAGGGUA